AUGAGGGAGAAAAUACAGGACACGUUCGAUGGCGUACGAGAAUUGAGACGCAGUGGCAUUCAGAGCGAUCUCGAGGAAGCAGCAAAACAAGGCCCUAGCCUUAUUCUUGUACUACCGGACGGAACAAAGAAGGAAGUCUCUAGCGAGGCUAUCAAGAAGGUUGUCGACAAGGUUGACAAAAACAAGGAUCACUUGGGCGUCAACAUCGUCGACAAAAACCCCCACAACAAGAACAAGCCCAACCCAGCCGGUCCAUCACGCAGGGACCCGGAGGAUUAUAUUAUCGACCCUUGGAACUCCGGUUAUCCGUAUUCUGCCUGCGGACGGUUCCACAUCAAAAGAAGUUGCAGCAUGACACUCAUUGGACGACGCCUAGCUUUAACAGCUAUGCACUGUGGCACAACGGGCAAGGUCUACCCAUCUUUCUAUGACAAAAAAGUUAAAGGACGAUCCACGAAAGUUGUCGCAGCAUAUCACGACGAGCGCUAUACACCCAAUGUGGAUGGGUGGGAACUCUUCGACUGGGUAAUCCUCGUUCUGGAUUGGAACAUAGGAGAUAAUUUCGGUUACAUGGGCGUAGCCGCGAACGUCAAAACCGAAUGGGUAGGGGACCCCGCGUUCCGCAACGUGGCUUAUCCUUUUGAGAUAAUGGAGCAAAAGAGGCCCGAUGCAUAUGGAGCUCCAGGUUCGUCGGGGAGUUCACUGUGGUUUGAGGAUGAAGAUAAGAACGCCAUCGUAGUCAGCGUCGUGAGUUCGCUGAAUGUCACCGCAAAGACCGUUAAUGUCGCGGGUCACGUCGGGCCGUCUGAACUUGCCGAACGGGCGCUCUACGCAGCCACAGAGUGGCCUGCCGAGUAA
Molecule: messenger RNA, 858 nt
Organism: Anthostomella pinea
Lineage: Eukaryota; Fungi; Ascomycota; Sordariomycetes; Xylariales; Xylariaceae
Source: the annotation of a GenBank genome assembly